AUGAAGAUUUUUGCUUGCGCUCUCUCGGUCGCUGCCGCCGGUAGAGGUGGACGAAACUUCCAAGGUGAGAGUGACGAGCUUCUCUACUCCAACGAUGCUUCCUUCGUCACCGGCGACUUCCUCCCUGAUCGAUUCCCAAUCACCAGCGAAGAGAACUACCAGGAGCAGAUUGAUCAACACGCUCGAUUCGCCCAGAGAUACUACAACAACGAGUUCGAUGGCCAGCGAAACCAGGCUCGAUACUUGAAGAUGUACAUGAAGGCCUCGCAGAUGGUCGAAAAGGCUGUUGACCGAUGCGUCGACUGGGACCUCUUUGUCGCCCCUGAAGUCGACGAGAACGGAGCUGCCUUCGAUCGAGACCGACGAGCACCAAGCGGCAUUGGUCCACUCACCGGCACUCUCACCAACCUUGCCCACAUCGUCCGACAGUUGGUCAUCCCCGCCGUUGUUGAGAAAGACGAUAAGAACACCAAGAAGUGCUUGAAGCACGGCUACAAGAUCCUCCGAAAGCUCGACAGACAGCGAUACUACACCCUCUGGGGCUACUGCAAGUACAUCGAUGACACCGAGCGACCAUGCUCCUGGGCCUACUUCGCCAACGACGGCAAGCCAUGGAGAAACCUCGAAGAUGGUACCAACGCGCAGUGGGACUCUUACACUUCCAGCUUCUUCACUGCUCAGCGACACGAUCGAGUCUGUGACAACGGUGACAGCCGAUUCGAUGAUGUCAUUCGAUGCGAGAUGGGAGAGCUCAACAUCAUCAACGCCUGGUACGGCCGACGAUCCAGCAACAUCUGCAAAGGCGACGGAUCCGCCACCUCUAUCUGCACCGGUCCAGGCACCAUCGUCAACCUCCGAAACAAGGUCCAGGCUGACUGCAACGGCAUGGCUUCUUGCGUUCUCGAAGCUUCCAACGAAUACGCUGGCUCUGAUCCUUGCCCUGGCUCUGACAAAUACAUCCAGGUUCAAUACGAGUGCGUUGAGCCCGAAGGAUCCGGCUCUGGAGACGGAAACUAA
Messenger RNA from Oikopleura dioica, 1017 nucleotides. The record is from the annotation of a GenBank genome assembly. NCBI's taxonomy places the organism in Eukaryota, Metazoa, Chordata, Appendicularia, Copelata, Oikopleuridae.